GGGGUUUUCCUUUAUAGCUCAUGCAGGCAUGAUGCUAUUGCUCUAAAGGAUUUUGAGGAAUUGGAAAAGGAAUUAGACAAUAUGGAAAAGAAAAACAAUGAACAUUGCAAGGUUGACAGCUGGAAGAUUGGAGAGCUGAUAAUGGAUUCUGGACUAAAAUAUGCUCAGCCAAGCACACAGACCGGACGGACAGAUGUUAACUCUCUGACAAACUGGAAUGUUCCUUUGGUCUGGGAGGGGACUUUUGAUCCUUUGGUUAUAGAUGACAUCUAUAAGAAAAUGGACCCAAGAGUAGCUGUUGUGGUUUUUGCUGUUGGCAAAUACACUCGUUUUUUGAAGAAAUUCAUUGAGACUGGAGAAAAGUACUUUCUUGUUGGCUUCAGAGUCACUUACUACAUCCAUACGGACAGAGCAAAUGAAGUCCCUAAGGUUGAGUUGGGAAAAGGCAGGAACAUUACAAUUGUAACUGUACCAAGUGCCACCCGCUGGCAAGAUGUUGUUCUUGGCAGGAUGAAAUGGGCUACCCUCACAAUUGAAAAGACGAUAAAUAAAGAGGCAGAUUACCUGUUUAUGAUGGACAUAGACAGCGUCUUCCACAACCGAUUCGGAGCGGAGUCUCUCAGUCGUCUUUCAGCUGUACUUCAUCGUGGCUACUACAAGAACACACCAAGGGACAGCUUUCCUUACGAGCGUCGGCCACUAUCCAAAGCCUACAUAUCUGCUGGGGAAGGAGACUACUACUACACGGCAGCUGUCUGGGGUGGAUACCUGGAGGAUAUGUACAAGCUUGUCAAGUACUGCUAUGAGAUGUCAGAGGAGGACGCCAAAAACAAGAUUGAAGCUGUCUGGCAGGAGGAGAGUCAUCUCAACAGAUAUCUGUUAUACAACAAACCAACCAAGGUGCUGUCUCCAGAAUACCUGUGGUCAGACUAUGACAAAGUACCGGGUGAUAUUAAAGUUGUCAGGAUUUCCCAGUUGGUAAAAAACUAUGCAGAAGUGCGGCCGAAUGGCGGACAAUGAUGUUUUAACUUCCAUCUACUACGCCUCUGCUUUUUGACCAUAUGCCAAAAUGUGCCAUCAGUGAACCUAUUGUUAUAUUUAUUUGAUAUUAAAACCUGGUUAAAAUCUGGUAUUUUAUUUUUAAAAAGUAAAGUCUAGUUAUAUGACCACAAUAACUAUCUACUGCAUACAUAGUUAGUUGGUUUAAGCGGCAGUCAUAAUCUGUUAUUUUAAGUUAGAGUUAACCAAUCUAUAUGAUGUUCAGAACCCCUGUUAUUUAAAACGGAUGGUAGCCUUAAUAAUCUGCAAUGAUCAUGAAAGAGUUCAAACUAAACACCUUCAACUGCAUUGAAGCAUACAACCCAGCAGACAUUUUGUUCUAUCCUGAGCAUAUCCUAGCUCAAAUUAAGAUACCCUAUUUUAUAAGAUUUAGGAAUAAAUAGAGAAUAGGCCACUUUUGAAGUGUGACUGUAGGGGUGUGUUUACAUGGGAACACUGGUGAGGGUAGAUUUAUAUACAGGCAGAUUAAAAAAAUGAAUAUCAUGAAAAGUUCAAUAUUUUUAGUCACUCCUUUAAGAAAUUGAAGUUUUUAUUUUAUAUAAUUUUAUUAGCAUUAUAUUCCCAGACUACCUUCUUAAGGCUAUGGUAAUCUAUGUCAAUCUAUGGUAAUUGUUUUAUUUACACUGAAAUUUUAAGGCCUGCCGUAUCUAAGAAUUUAAAGGGGUUAUAGAAAGAUUCUAUAGCGUAUUUGUUGCUGGUCUUUAAGGUCUCUGAAUAGGGUGUGUAACAUUGGUUGGGCUGAAAAUGGCAUAUUUGCUGUUCUAUUAGCCUUAAUGCAAGCCUGCUUAAAAGCCCUAGAAUGAAAUGACAGGUUUCCUUCCUUUUAUGGAAUGCUUAUGAAUAUUUAGAUUAGCUGUGCGCUGAUUGAUUGGCUUACAAUGAGCGAAGCUGCUGAGCAAAGAUGCAUCAUAGCAACAA
Messenger RNA from Cyprinodon tularosa, 1977 nucleotides. Its product is annotated as globoside alpha-1,3-N-acetylgalactosaminyltransferase 1-like. Gene Ontology annotation, molecular function: hexosyltransferase activity. Gene Ontology annotation, biological process: carbohydrate metabolic process. The transcript has 9 exons. The record is from RefSeq and is a predicted model, not a curated record. Bases 82 to 1020 code for a protein of 312 amino acids. NCBI's taxonomy places the organism in Eukaryota, Metazoa, Chordata, Actinopteri, Cyprinodontiformes, Cyprinodontidae. Gene Ontology annotation, cellular component: vesicle; Golgi apparatus; membrane.